Messenger RNA from Oncorhynchus tshawytscha (Chinook salmon), 7718 nucleotides. Its product is annotated as receptor-type tyrosine-protein phosphatase T. Lineage: Eukaryota; Metazoa; Chordata; Actinopteri; Salmoniformes; Salmonidae. The transcript is spliced from 33 exons. Gene Ontology annotation, biological process: protein dephosphorylation. Bases 396 to 4832 code for a protein of 1478 amino acids. Gene Ontology annotation, cellular component: membrane. Gene Ontology annotation, molecular function: protein binding; protein tyrosine phosphatase activity. The record is from RefSeq and is a predicted model, not a curated record.
AGGAAGCAGCCGCACUUUCGGCAUCAGAAGUGAGUGUCAGCACUGGAGAAAGAAUAGCUCGCACACUGUCACGUCUUUCUUCUGCCCCAGCACAGCGGAAUAUAAGACUCCAACACAGAGAUAGAGGUUCAAACGUCGUGUCGGAGCGGCAGGUAGGCUUUAGGGAACCCGGGGACAUCGGAAUGUUCUGCCACUCUCCUCGCUCUUCUCUAUCUGUUCUCAACUCCGCUUGCCAUCAGUUACUGAUUGAAGUCAUACAAUCAACCGGGAUUGCUGUAUACUGCCUUUCAGUAGGUCUACUCCCUCACUGCAAUACCAAUGCGAGGGUACUGUCAGUGUAUACAGUCAGCGAGUAAACGGACGGGAGGCGCGCAUGUAAAAUAGUCACUGACAAAAUGGACAAAGGGAACUACAUCAUUGCUUCGCUUCUUUUUCAACUGCUGGACUUAAUAUGUGGACAGUUCUUUCCAGGCAGCUGUUCAUUUGAAGACCCCUACAGCAGCUGUGGCUACAGUGUGGCCCUCGGGACCAAUGGCUUCGCUUGGGAGCAAGUAAACACUUGGGAGAGGCCCACCAUGGACGCAGCUGUUCCCACAGGUUCUUUUAUGGUGGUGAACGGCUCCGGCCGGGCGUCGGGACAGAAGGCCCACCUGCUCCUGCCUACCCUGAAGGAGAACGACACCCACUGCAUCGACUUCCACUACUCUCUAUCCAGCCGCGAAGGCUCCAGUCCCGGGGCACUCAAUGUCUACAUUAAGGUGAACAGCGGCGCCCAGGGAAACCCUGUGUGGAACGCCUCAGGCUCGGUGACCGAGGGCUGGGUCAAGACCGAGCUGGCCAUCAGUACCUUCUGGCCCAACUCCUAUCAGGUGAUAUUCGAGUCUGUAUCCGUACAGGGCCAUCCAGGGUUCAUCGCGGUGGACGAGGUCCGAGUGUUGGCCCACCCAUGCCGGAAAGCGCCUCACUUCCUGCGGCUGCAGAAUGUGGAGGUGAAUGUGGGCCAGAACGCCACCUUCCAGUGUACCGCCGGGGGGAAGUGGUCACAACACGACCAACUGUGGCUACAGCAGUGGAAUGGUAAAGACACAGCCCUCAUGGUGACGCGGGUGGUGAACCACCGGCGUUUCUCGGCCACCGUCAGCGUCGGGGACACGUCUCAGAGAAGCACCAGCCGCUAUCGCUGUGUCAUCCGCUCCGAUGGUGGUUCCGGGGUCUCCAACUACGCAGAGCUUAUCGUCAAAGCUCCCCCCACGCCCAUUGCCCCUCCGGAGCUCUUGGCGGUGGGGGCCACCUACCUGUGGAUCAAGCCCAACGCCAACUCCAUCAUCGGGGACGGACCUAUCAUCCUGAAGGAGGUGGAGUACCGCACCACCACGGGCAACUGGGCCGAGACCCACAUCGUGGAUGCCCCCACCUACAAGCUUUGGCAUUUGGACCCCGACGUGGAGUACGAGAUCAAGGUUCUGCUGACCCGGCCAGGCGAGGGAGGUACGGGGCCCCCGGGACCUCCACUCAUCACCCGGACCAAGUGUGCUGACCCAGUCAACGGGCCUCAGAAUGUCAAUGUGGUGGACAUCCGGGCCCGCCAGCUCACCCUGCAGUGGGAGACGUUUGGCUAUGCCGUGACGCGCUGCCACAGCUACAACCUGACCGUGCAGUACCAGUACGUGUUCAACCAGCAGGAGUUUGCGGCCGAGGAACUGAUCCAGACGUCGUCUCACUACACCCUGCGGGGUCUGAGGCCCUUUGUCACCGUUCGCCUUCGCCUGGUCCUUGCCAACCCCGAGGGCAGCAAGGAGAGCGAGGAGAUCGUCAAGCAGACGGAGGAGGAUGUUCCCGGCUCUGUUCCAAUGGAGUCCACCCAGACCGGACCAUACGAGGAGAAGAUCUUCAUGCAGUGGAAGGCACCUAACGAGACCAAUGGUGUCAUCACACUAUACGAGAUCACCUAUAAGGCUCUGAGCUCCUUGGACCCCAGUGCAGACCUGACCACCCAGCGCGGCAGGGUGUUCAAGCUACGCAACGAGACCCACCACCUGUUUGUGGGGCUCUACCCGGGCACCACCUACUUCUUCACCCUCAAAGCCAGCACCAACAAAGGUUUUGGACCCCCUGUUACCACCCGCAUCGCCACCAAGAUAGCAGCCCCAUCGAUGCCGGAAUACGAGACAGACACGCCUCCUCUGAACGAGACGGACACCACCAUCACAGUUCUGCUGAAGCCUGCCCAGUCCAGAGGAGCUCCCGUCAGUGUCUACCAGUUGGUGGUGAAAGAGGAACGCAAGCAGAAGGUGCGGCGGGCAGCCGACGCGCAGGAGUGCUUCCCCGUCCCCGUCAGCUUCAAGAAUGCCUCCAUCUUGGAUUCGCCCCACUACUUUGCGGCGGAGCUCCCGCCCACCUACCUGACUGUGGUUCAGCCCUUCACCGUAGGCGACAACAAGACCUACAACGGCUACUGGAACCCCCCCCUCUCUUCGUCCAAGAGCUACAGCAUUUACUUCCAAGCCCUGAGCAAAGCCAAUGGGGAAACCAAAAUCAACUGUGUGAGACUGGCUACUAAAGGCGCGUCCACCCAGGACUCGGACGCUGUGGAGCCCGAAAAGCAGGUGGACAGCAACGUCAAGAUGGCUGGUGUCAUCGCAGGCAUCCUCAUGUUCGUCAUCAUCCUACUAGGAGUGGUUCUCACCUUUAAACGCAGAAGAAAUGCAUAUUCCUACUCUUAUUACCUGAAACUGGCCAAAAAACAGAAGGAGACAGCCAACAGCAGCACCCAGCGGGAGAUGGGGCUGGUGGGCACGGCUGACAAGAGCACCACCAAAGUCAGCACUCUGCACAAGGACGACCCUUUCUCCACCAGCAGCCAGGACCUCAAUGGUUUCACAUCCCCCUCUCCCUGCUCCUUCUCUGUGCAAGGCAAAACCCUGCAAAGCAAAUCCCUUUUGAAUUCCUACUACUCAGUGUCGAAGGAGGCUGUUGCAGUCCCUGCAACAGCAUCAAUCGACAGCAGCCAUAGUGAGUUGGCUCAGCCAUCGUUGACCAUCCAGACGUACCCAUACGGGGGCUGUGAGUCAGUAGAGAUGUCCUACCAAGCAGGCCAGUUCCAGCCAGCCAUCCGUGUAGCCGACCUCCUCCAGCACAUCACCCAGAUGAAGUGUGGCCAGGGCUACGGCUUCAAGGAAGAGUAUGAGGGUCUGACGGAAGGACAGGCGGCCCCAUGGGAGACUGCCAAGAAGGAUGAGAACCGCAACAAGAACCGAUAUGGCAACAUCAUCGCUUAUGACCACACUCGUGUCAGAUUGCAACUGCUAGAUGGAGACCCCCACUCGGACUACAUGAAUGCCAACUACAUAGACGGGUAUCAUAGACCAAGACAUUACAUCGCCACACAAGGCCCCAUGCAGGAGACGGUGAGAGAUUUCUGGAGGAUGAUCUGGCAAGAGAAUUCUGGCAGUAUCGUCAUGGUUACGAACCUGGUGGAAGUGGGCAGGGUGAAGUGCGUGAGGUACUGGCCUGAUGAGACUGAUGUGUACGGAGAUAUCAAGGUGACACUGAUCGAGACAGAGCCACUGGCCGAGUACGUCAUUCGCACCUUCACAGUCCAGAAGAAGGGCCACCAUGAGAUUCGGGAGAUCCGUCAAUUCCACUUCACUAGCUGGCCUGACCACGGUGUGCCCUGCUACGCCACCGGCCUCCUAGGCUUCGUCCGCCAGGUCAAGUUCCUCAACCCUCCCGAUGCCGGCCCCAUCGUGGCCCACUGCAGUGCCGGGGCUGGAAGGACAGGCUGUUUCAUAGCUGUGGACAUUAUGCUGGAUAUGGCCGAGAACGAGGGUGUGGUGGACAUCUUCAACUGCAUCCGCGAACUGCGCUCACAAAGGGUUAACAUGGUGCAAACCGAGGAGCAGUAUGUCUUUGUCCACGAUGCCAUCCUGGAAGCCUGCUUGUGUGGAAACACAGCCAUCCCAGUCUGUGAAUUCAGAGCCAUAUACUACAACAUUAUCAGACUGGACCCACAGACCAACUCUAGCCAAAUUAAGGACGAGUUUCAGACUCUGAACAUCGUGACUCCCCGGGUUCGGCCUGAAGACUGUAGCGUGGGACUGCUCCCCCGGAACCACGACAAGAACCGCAGCAUGGACGUCCUGUCUGUGGAUCGCUGCCUGCCUUUCCUCAUCUCUGUUGAUGGAGAGUCCAGUAACUACAUCAACGCUGCCCUCAUGGAUAGCCAUAAACAGCCAGCAGCCUUCAUCGUAACCCAGCACCCGCUGCCCAACACGGCCGCCGACUUCUGGAGGCUGGUCUUCGACUACAACUGCUCCUCGAUAGUCAUGCUCAACGAGAUGGAUGCAGCGCAGCUUUGCAUGCAGUACUGGCCCGAGAAGAGCUCCUGCUGCUACGGCCCUGUCCAGGUGGAGUUCAUCUCAGCCGACAUUGAUGAAGACAUCAUCAAUCGCAUCUUCAGGAUCUGUAACAUGGCCAGGCCCCAGGAUGGCUACCGUUUGGUGCAGCAUUUCCAGUUCAUCGGCUGGCCGGCCUAUCGGGACACGCCCCUGUCCAAGCGUUCCAUCUUGCAGCUGGUGAGACGUCUGGCCAAGUGGCAGGAGCAGUACGACGGGGGAGACGGACGCACCGUGGUCCACUGCCUGAUGGGUGGUGGACGUAGCGGUACCUUCUGUGCCAUCUGCAGCAUCAGUGAGAUGAUCCAGCAACAGAACAUUGUAGAUGUGUUCCACACCGUCAAGACCCUGAGGAACAACAAAUCCAACAUGGUGGAGACUAUGGAACAGUACAAGUUCUGCUAUGAAGUUGCUCUGGAGGCCCUUAGCUCAUUCUGAGAGAGCAACGCUGCCUCUCGUGUCUGUGGGACACAGUGCUGACACUGCAGACACCAACCCAUAUGAGGCAGUGGAUGUGUGUGUGACCACACACAUGUGAAACUCUAUAAUGAAGAAAAAAACACCCUCCACACUGGGGUUAUGUGUGCGCUUUUGCAAGACCGGGACCCCUUUCGCUUGUAUAAAGAAAAAAUGGAAUGAAAACCUUUAAACACAGCUUUCCUUCUCUUACUUCAAUGUCCAUCUUGGACUGUGAUGUGAUAUUGUACAGUAAUUUCCUUUUUAGAUAUAUGCCUUGAAUUUUAUUCCCUCAGUUUAAAAAUACAAACCAAGAAAAUAAACUGACAUGGCUUCAGCUGAUGGGGAUUUAAAAAACACACACACAAAAACAACACAUUCAGAUUAACAAACAGAACCAAUACAGACGAAGACAAAUGCAAGAUGCGAAGAUUUGAACUCUACCUGGCUUUGCACCUCUUUUUAAAGAAUAUUAAUAACGACUGUAUUAUAUAUUUCCCCCCCUGUUUUAACAGACACAAAAUGGCAGAUCUUUUUUGUAAUUCUUUGGAUUUUGUGGUUCCUGCAACUCCUUUACAUCCAUGUGCACACGCCGGUUUUCUCACAUUCGCAAAGUGACAUUUUUCUUUUGGUGUUGUGGCAAGUUCUCAUCCUCUUGUCCCAUGGCUCUUGUGCUGUGCAGACAAUCAUGAAUUAUUCUGGGCCCGGUCUUCAAAAGCAUCUUAAGGCUAAGAUGUGUUUGGGAAUCCGGGCCCUGGUUUGCUGCAUUGAAAAUGAGAGAAGAGUCAGUCAACACUUGAGCAUUCUAUGCUGGCUCUACACAGUAUUCAUCAAAACGUAUUUUACAUUCAUGUGUUUUGGCAUUUCCACUGUAUUUUGCACUGCUUUACCUUCAAUCCCAUUUUAAAAUUGUGUCAUGUAGGGGAGACUAGGGGCAAUCGUAACAGGGAGCAAUUGUAACACGUUGCAUUUCUCCAAACAGAAACAAGCUGGAGUGAUGAAACACACACAGUACAUUUAGGUUAUGUCUGCUUGAAAAGUUACAGCCAGAUAUCUCACUAUAUUCACUUUUAAUGGGCAAAUGUUUGUUUUUCAGGGAUGAAAGUAGUUUUUUUCCACCGGUUGUAUUUUUAUUAUACUGCAUUAGCAUUAGUGUCCAAUAAUUCAAACUAUCAUAAUUUUCAUCACUAUAUGUGGACUAAACAUUGACAUGAAUGACAUGUCACUAUUGUUGUCUCUAGGCACAUGACGUUUUGUCAUGGCUGCUGGGUUGGGGGCAAUUGCCAAUUGUAAUUCAGUGUUGAAAUGACCCUGAGCCAAGCAGGCAAAUUAUGAAAAUGAGUGAUUUUAACUUUAAGAUUGUAUGAAUUAUACAAAUAACUUUAAAUAGCUGUGGUGUCCUGCAGAGUGCCACAGAAAUUAUAAACAGAUAUAAUCUGGAAACCAUCAUAUUAUUCAGAUAUUUUGAGAGGAACCAAAUGGCCAUGCACAAAUAGGGGUGUUACUGUAAUUAUUGUUUACAUACAAAACAAUAUUCAUAUUUAUUGAAAAAUCAUUAUUUACGUCUAUGAUAAUAUGAUAACUUAAAAAAACAUUCAUGUUUAUGAAUUAAGUGAAUUUAUUUUGUUUAUUUUUUUAGGUGUUACAUUUGACCCCAGCUACUGUUACAAUUUCCCUUGACACAGGGCACAUGUAAUGUCCGAACCUUUUUGGAUUACAAUCAAUAUUGUGAUCUGACGGUCAUUAUGUACAGACAUAUACAUGGUAUGAAUGAUUAGGACACAGAUGUAAGAUAUAAAUAAAUAAAUUUAAAAAAAUGUUUGGCCUAGUUCGAGUGGUCUCUGAGCAAAAGAGUAAAAUGCAAACAUUUUUACAAUUGUCCCAGUCUCCCCUAAUUUGGUCGAUAGUGCCAUACUCACGUCUUUAAACAUAUACAAUUUUAACGGAAUUGUGUAGAAACAUAUCAGCCUAGGGAUAGAGUGGGAUAACAUUCUAUUAAUGUGCACCUCAAGCUUGUCACACACUGUAGCAGCCCCCACCCUACUGUUUCCCAGUCUCAGGAUUUGGAUAAGGAGACUUGUUUUUCAUCCCUGUCCAUUCUGCGCUCAUAUUCUACUUUAUAAGAGCAGUUUGGCUUAUUGUGGGGCCGUCCUAAUAUGGACCCCGUAACCGUGUCCUGCCAUUACUCUCCGCCCAUGCAUCUCAUGCAUACUGUUUGGAGAACUUCGGAUUGUCUUCAUCCUCACUAGACAUGGAAACAGAAUCCAUCUGAGAUUGUGAAUCCAACUCUUGACUGAGGGCGGGAUUCAAGUAGAGGGCUCCAGUCGACAAUGCUGCUUUUGAAGGCAGCGUUUGCAGCAUUUGCAGAAAUCGUAUUCAAGGCAAAUGCUGCAGAUGGCUCAAUUGGAAACUACCUUUAAAUGUCAAGCUUGCUAUAGAGAGUUUUGGAUUGAAUCCCGGCCUGGGAUUUUUGCACGGGUUUUAUGUCCAUUGAACAGUUUUAGUACAGUAUUGUACAGGGCUUUGUCAGAAGAAUGUUUUGCUGAACAUGGACAGUCACUUACAGUAUGAGGUGUAGAAGUAUUGUGUCAACACACAGCAUACUUGUAUUAUUAACAUGCAGCCGUUUGGUGACGGGAACACAGAGAAACAGUUUUGGAAUUCUAAUGAAGAGUUCAAUGUCAAUGUUUGUUUUGCUUUUCAUAUUUCCACUGUCUAUAUUAUAUUUCGUUUUCCUCAUUUUUUUCUCUUGAAUUUGUUAAAAAAAUGUUGUCUAGCAAAGUGAUAUUUAGAUCUGGUGAUGAAAUUGCCAUGGUUGUUUUGUUGUUUAAAAAUGUGGUUACAUCAAAUAAAGGGACCAAAAUGUUG